AUGACGACGGCGCUGCGCAUCAACGACUUUGGGUACAGUGGCCCCGUGCACAAAUGGGUGCGUCAGCUGGUGCCAGCGGACGAGCUUAUUCAGGUGCCCACCGGCCCGCGGUACCCUCACCUAGUGCCGGUCGGGCGCGACCAGCAGCCCCGCCCCUCCGGCGCCGACGACGACGCCCACCCCGCAGACGCAGACCCCUCCCGCCGCGGCCUCACGGCUGCCGCGGGCGAGCCCUUGGCGGCGCCCUCAGCUUCGGCGCCCUACUCUGCGUCAGCGCAGCCAUCCCAAUCGGCACCAUAUUCGGCCGCGCUCACAGAUGAGCACGAGGAUGGGGAGGAGGACGAGGGGGAGGAGGAAGAGGAGGAGGAGGGGACGGAGGCGACCGGGGCGGGCGGCGGCGGGGCCCGGGGCGGCGGCGGCGGCGGUGCGCAGCCGUCCUACUCAGCGUAUGACUCGAUGGACGUGGACUUGGAUGAGGAGGGGCUGUGA
Messenger RNA from Monoraphidium neglectum, 489 nucleotides. RefSeq lists its product as hypothetical. The transcript has 3 exons. The record is from RefSeq and is a predicted model, not a curated record. Lineage: Eukaryota; Viridiplantae; Chlorophyta; Chlorophyceae; Sphaeropleales; Selenastraceae. The coding region runs from base 1 to 489 and encodes 162 amino acids.